Messenger RNA from Miscanthus lutarioriparius, 393 nucleotides. Lineage: Eukaryota; Viridiplantae; Streptophyta; Magnoliopsida; Poales; Poaceae. The record is from the annotation of a GenBank genome assembly.
AUGGAAAGGAAAUCACGCGCGGGAAAGGAAAGGAAAUCACGCGCGGGAAGAGGGGGAUUGGGAGAGAGGGAUAAGAAGGGGAGGAGAGAUGGAGAGAGGAAAUCCAUCACACCUGCCAGCUUCCGCUUCUCUGCGCGCUCACGCAUCCCGCGUAGCUCGUCGAUUCCCGCGCAGGAAGAAGGGGAUUGGGGGAGACUCGUCGUUCCCCUGCUCUUCACGGUGCCCAGAUCCCGCUUGCUUGCCUUUGAUAGCACAAUGGCAAGUUCAGAUCCAGGGCAGAAGUAUGCCUACUGGCCAAACCUUUCUAACAAAGAUGUGGUGACAUGCACCCUAUGUGGUCACUCAUUUUAUGGAGGGAUAAAAAGGUUGAAGCAACAUCUAGCUGGUGGCUGA